Molecule: messenger RNA, 1380 nt
Organism: Pezoporus flaviventris
Lineage: Eukaryota; Metazoa; Chordata; Aves; Psittaciformes; Psittacidae
Gene: ZMYND12
Product: zinc finger MYND-type containing 12
Exons: 8
Coding region: 1-1284 (427 amino acids)
Molecular function (GO): protein binding
Source: RefSeq, a predicted model, not a curated record
AUGGCGGCGGCCUCCCCCUCCCGCCCUCACCGCUCGACUUCCGCCGGAAGUAGCCGCUCCCGGAAGUGUUGCCGUGGUAACGCGCUGGAGGGGAGCCGCCGAGCAGAGCUGCUCCAGCCCUUUUCCUGUGUUUGGGAAUAUCAAGAGCAUAUUAAGUGCUGGGUGAGCAAACAGCUGGUGACUUUUGUGAGUACUUCUUGGGGUGAAAGUCCAGAAGACACGAAGUCAAUAGCCUUUCCUGACAGCAUUUCCGAGCACACACUAAUACCACUCUUCCCUCAUUUUGUUAGUGAUAAGGACCAUCAGGAAGCUGACUGGGUCAGUAUCCACAAGCAAAUAUGCCAGCUGCUGGUCCCAAUCCGCACGUCCCUCCCCUGUCCCCCUACGGAAAGAGAGAGAAAGCAUGGCAUGGAGCAGCUGCUGAGGAGGCAGAAACACAUCAUCGACGUGGCGUACAGCACAGCCCAGGAGUUUGUUUGGGGUGGGAAGCACGAGGAAGCGCGGCCGGCAGCUCUGCAUGCGCUGCGCUUCAGCAUCGAGGUGUACAGCUCCGAUUCCCUCCAACUGGUGCCUGCUUAUCUCCUCUUGGCUGAGGCCUCCGCUGGUGCUGGACAUCUCCCAGAGGCAUCAAAGUAUCUGUCCCAAGCCGAGUGGCUCAUCCUCAGAACUCCAGACUGCAGUGCUGCUGUUCAGUACAAACUGCAUCGCAGUCUGGGGCUGUUCUGUGCUGCUAAAGGGGACUUUGAGAAGGCUUUGUACCACCUGGCAAACGACGUUUACCUCGCCAGUUCUGCGUUUGGACUGAAGUCCAUCGAAGCCUCUGGAGGCUAUUUCCACAUGGCUGAUAUUUUCUUCCGCCAGAACAAAAUGGACAUAGCAAACUCACUCUACGCCGAGGUGACCGGCGCCUGGCAUUCCUUUCUCCUGAAGUCACUCCGAGCCCAGCAGCAGGUUCUCAAGUCACAACCGGCAACAUCCCCGUUCACCGAGGACAGGGAAGUCAGUGAGGAGCCCAUGACUGAAGCCCAGCAAGUGGAAGGAAUCCGAGUGCUGAAUGCCAUAUUAGACAUCAGAGAACAGGCACCAACACAACAACCUGGGGAAACUGCCAGAGUCCUGCACGCUCUUGCCAUGCUUCACUACCUGCUCUUGGAUAUACCAAAGGCUCGGGAGCUGGGGCUGAAAGCCUUUGAGCUGGCCAAGCAACUGCCCCAGCAGGAGUCUCUAGAACCCCUCGGGCACUUGCUGAAGCUGAUGGACAUGGAGCCUUCCUCCACAAAGUGAAGAACUUCCCACCAGAGCAGCUCCUUGGCCUGUGUUUGGAAAUCAAUUCCUGUUGGGAUGAGCCCGCUCUCAUGGACCACCCAACCUCCAUAGCCU